UUUCUCGGGGAGAAGAAAUAUGAUAAUUUUCAAAUCAUUUUUGAUUUUGAUGCAUCUUUUUGCUAUUUUGGCAGCUUCCAAUGGAAUCAGAUCAAUGCCAGAAUCGGAGAACAUUAAUGCCAAAACAAGACGGUGCUUAAGCAAAGCGACAGACAAUAACCUCAGUCGACAGUUAGACUCAAGCGAAUCCAAAGGAUCUGAAGAAUCUGAUGAAAACCACUUAAAUUCUGACCAAAUAUUAAGCGUCAAGAAAACUGAAGAAAGAAACGAUGUUGUUGACAAGGACUUUACAACAAUGCCCGAAGUAGUAGAUUCGACAACGAUGAUUGAUGAUACAGGUGUAAAGCCAAUGCCCGAGAAAGCAGAACUGACAGAUGGACCUGAUGAAACGUGCUGGAAUUUUGAAAAAGAACGGUGCAAUGAAAUUCCACAAGAGUGGAGAAUCUAUUGCCAAAGUGAUUCUAGUUGCCAGGACGAUGGAGUAAAUAAGGAAGGGGAAUGCUGCACUGACGCAUGUGAAAAUAAUCCGAGGUUUCAUCCAUUAAACCAAAGAUUUUGUCGUUGGCCAAUUGAUACCUAUGAUCUUGUGGAAUCUUUUAAACCAGUAAGCGCGCGGCAGAAGAAAUGAAACUCUAUUUGAGAUUGGAAGCAUUUGAGCAAAUAAAUAAUUCCACAGCUUA
Saccostrea echinata is the source of this 680-nucleotide messenger RNA. RefSeq lists its product as uncharacterized. The record is from RefSeq and is a predicted model, not a curated record. NCBI's taxonomy places the organism in Eukaryota, Metazoa, Mollusca, Bivalvia, Ostreida, Ostreidae. The coding region runs from base 20 to 628 and encodes 202 amino acids. The transcript is spliced from 6 exons.